Adineta ricciae is the source of this 1752-nucleotide messenger RNA. The record is from the annotation of a GenBank genome assembly. NCBI's taxonomy places the organism in Eukaryota, Metazoa, Rotifera, Eurotatoria, Adinetida, Adinetidae.
AUGUUGGUCACCUCUUCUCAAUCAUCAACGCAGCGACCAUUAGGCUUGUCUGUUGAAGAGUUGUUUGCAUUGGAUCGUCAAUAUCGUCGCGUUGAACAACAACAACAGCAACAUCUAGCACAAUUACAAGCCCAAACGCGUAUAUCUUCAUCGAAUUUGAAUCGUUUAGCUAGUCGCUCUCUUGAUCUUGUUGCAUCACCGCCAGCAAAUUCUUUAACAAUACUUCCAUCACUUGAAAUUCAUGGUCAUGGCUACAACAAUCGACCGUAUCCACCGCCGACCCCAUCAUCAUCUGCCGCUCUCAAUUAUCCUCGAUCACAUUCCAUCGAUCAUUUCAGAUACAUCUCGCCUCCACCUCCGCCUCCGACUGUCAAACACACAUAUCCACAGAGAUCAACUCUCAACGACACCGGGCAUCAGGCACAUUACCAGUCGAAAUAUAAAACUUAUUUACAACAACCGUCUACAUCUUUAAAUAAUGCAUCAUUAUCUGGAAAUGGUUUUGUGUAUGAGUUUCCUACGUCGUCAUCUGUUGAUUAUUCUGAUAAUCGAGGUACUUGUAAACUUCGUCGACAACAUCCGAUAAAACGUGAAUCGUCGCGGCGGAUUGUCGUUCGACCUGUUGUACAUCGACGACGUGAACCGUCGUUGAGUUCGUCAUGCGAAUCACUAGAUGAACCGCGUACACAUCCACACCUACCUCGCAUUGAAACAGAUAUUUCUUCUAAUCAAUCAGUAUUAACACCAUCAAUGGUAGAAGAUUUCUCGAAACCCACGAGUUCAUUAAGGCAACAGCUAAUCUGUAAUGAUUUGUCGUCAGAUGAAGGCGAAGUCAAUCUGUAUGAAAUGCGUGUGCCCAUCGGUAAAACCUACGAUACAUCCGAUAUCAGCGUACAAUUAGAAGGACCGAAAAUUCUCAUUCAUUGUCAUACGAUUGAACCAACAGAUAAACGUGGAAAUUACCGCAAACAUGAAUUGAAAACUGAGUUAUAUGUGCCGGAUGUCGUUGAUGAUGAAACAAUUGUGGCUUAUUUAACGGAAGAAGGAGAAUUGAUUGUCGAAGGCAAAUAUCAUCAAUGGGCGUGGAAAGAAAUUCAAAAGAAACGACACAUCGAACAAAAAGAAUCGAGUCAUUCAACACCGUCUGUAAAUACAAAAGUCACAUCGACUAAACACGAUGGGGGAGCAUUGCUCAGUCCAUUCAAAUCAAUUGUUGAUUGGGUUAGUUUGGAGCAAAAAGGAUUGCUCACAUCGUCGCACACCACAAGCUCGAACCAACCAUUAAGUAGUAGCACUGCGCAUCGUAUUGAAAAACUUGAUAACAAUCGCACGAUUAUUCAUGUUGGUGAACCGACCUCAUUCCAACAAGCACCCGAUUCGAGAAAAGUCACAGAUAUUAUCAAUCGCUUUAAUACCUUGUACAAAAAUCCGCUGAAAGAUAUCUGGGAUGGACAAUACACAUUUACCAAUGAUUCGCCACCGAUCUUGAUCUAUCAUCUUCGUUUAUCAUUCGAAACUUUGAUGGAUGAAAUACGUAUUCAAUCCGAUCCAAAAUUGAAUCUUUUGAAAAUCUUCAUUGAACAACAAGAAAAAGAUCGUCUCGAAGAGCAAAUAUCACAGAAUAAAGUUAUUCUUCGUUCAACAUCACGCAUCUGUCGUUUACCAAAAGAUUACAAGUAUGACUAUACUCGUUUACGUGUCACUUUUCUCAAAGAUAGCUUCAUCCGUAUUGAAAUACCAACCAGAAACUAA